Molecule: messenger RNA, 2176 nt
Organism: Homalodisca vitripennis (glassy-winged sharpshooter)
Lineage: Eukaryota; Metazoa; Arthropoda; Insecta; Hemiptera; Cicadellidae
Product: TP53-regulated inhibitor of apoptosis 1-B-like
Exons: 2
Coding region: 141-362 (73 amino acids)
Source: RefSeq, a predicted model, not a curated record
GUAUGACGAGUGCUUUAACACUUGGUUUACACAGAAAUUUUUGAAGGGAGAAGUUGGUCCUGAACCGUGCUCGUCAUUAUUUGAAGUUUACCAGCAGUGCUUGAAGGUGACUAUUGACUAUUGACCGUAGAUAUUGCACUAUGGAACAGUGCCGCCAACUGAAAGAGGAAUACGAUAAUUGCUUUAACUUAUGGUUUAGUCAGAAGUUCUUAAAAGGAGAUGACAAUGAUGAAAUAUGUGCUCCACUGUUGAAAGUGUACAAAGAGUGUGUUAAGAGGACAAUGAAAGAAAAUAAUAUAGAAAUGAAAGAAAUUGACAAGCCGGUAUUGGGCACACCUGAAGAAAAGAAAGCUCCACCUUAACGGCAGCGAAAAACAGGACAAUUAGCAACGCUACAAUCUCAAAAUAUUCCAGUGAUAGGGCUGGAAAUGUAUUGGCCACAUAUCCCUGAUGGCCCUUUUUGUGUAUAAUAAUUGUUUGUAGGUCUAAUACCGUAACUGCACUUUUAUUGGGGGCUGCAGGGCUUUCACUUAUAAAGAACAAUAUAAAGAUUGCAAUACUGAUGUUAUUCUUAAAUAUAAAGAACUCAAUUUAUGGGCUUAAUCAUGUUAUAAAAUUGACCUCAAAUUUAAUGUUAUAAUUAUUUCAAUGCUGUGUAAAUUUUGGAGCUGUAGUUAAAUAUUUAAACCCAAGUUUCAAGAUUGUUAACUUUAAAAUUGUAAUGUGCUUUAUAUUUUAUAUACAUAAUAUAUUUAUUUAUUUUGACCUUUUUUUGAGUGACCAAUAUGUUUAUGAACAUGAUGUUUGUACAGUGAUCUUCUGUUUCUUUGAGGUGGUCCGGUCCGAUCAAUUUAGAGUGACUGUCAAGGUCAGGAAAAGUGGAAACACUUUUAUCAUUCUAAAAGGAAUUAUAGGCAUUUAAAGUAAUGAAUUUGGAAAUUACACGUAAACGUGGUAAUAAAAAAUGGCUAAAGAUAAGAAAUUUAAGGUUUUGCAAUAUGUAUAAUUUAUAUGUACAUUUUUUACUUAAAGGAAUGACGUGUUUUAAAUUAAUUAUGACUAAAGGAAAUACAAUUUUAAAAUGAAAUAUGACUUAAGAAAAGACUCCAAUGAAGUAUUAUUAUGAAAAAUAGCAUACUUUAUACACCCUAUAGUCAUAUUUUAUUACAUGUAAACAUUCAUAUACUGUAUUUAUCUUAAGCCUUUAUCUGUGAGAUAUAGCACAAUUUUUUACUUUAAAUGCUGUAUGAUUGUUUAUGGAAUGAUAACAGUUUUAUUUUUAAUUUUCCUAUCUUUUCCGCAUCUGAUUACAUAUUAGACCGGUAACAAACCUUUGGGUCACCACUUUACCAUAAUUUCUCUUUUAUACCAGAAACAGCUGUCUUGCCAAUAACUUUACUGCUAUUAUUAUUUGAUCAGAGUGUUUUAUAUAAACAAUUGGUUACUAAUUAAUUGUAUUUAUAUAAUUUGUAUGUGUUGUUUUUGUUAUAUUGUUGAUGUAUAUAUUUGACCAGAUAGCUGAGAAAUAAUUACACAGUAAAAGAUGGUUUUUUACUAGUGUAAAGUAAAAAAUGUAGGAAAUUUCUCUUAAGACUUGUUAAUACUGCAUCAAAAAUAUUGAAUACAUCUUUAAUCGGUUUUUCUGUCUCAACCAUGAUCUAAAAAUUGAAUCAUUAGGGUUGAAUAAAUUGUAUAGUGUAUUUGAAUGCGUAGUAAAGUUGUCCAAUAAAUUAUUCCAAGUAAAAAUUAAAUAUAUGAAACAUGUUUAUUUAUAUAAGAUAAUUUAGUGCACUAGUUAGCAAAAGUGUAAAAUAAUAUAUCAAAAUUAUUUGAAAAAAUAAUUUUAUUAUUUAUCGGUCUACAAUUUUGCUAUUCAUUAAAAUAAGGCCAAACGAUCUUGUGCUAAAUAAAUGUUGGUGCUUAAAAAGUUGUUAAACUAAUGGAGGGGCUUUGUGUUAAAAUUAUUUAAGUCUUACUUAUAUUGAUCAGUAAGCGUAAAUACCUCAGCGUAAUUUCUUUCAUUACCUAGAUAAAGCAUUUAUUUAUUAAAUAUUUCAUAGGGGUGUUGUAGUUCUCUUUAAAAAAUGUCGUAGCUAAUUUUAUUUAGUAAUAGUAAAUAUGUUUAGAGUAGAAUAGUUUACUUAUUUUCAUUAUAUUAAAAAUUGUGGAAACUAUA